Phascolarctos cinereus (koala) is the source of this 4297-nucleotide messenger RNA. NCBI's taxonomy places the organism in Eukaryota, Metazoa, Chordata, Mammalia, Diprotodontia, Phascolarctidae. The record is from RefSeq and is a predicted model, not a curated record.
GUGUGUGUGAGGGGGGGGGCUCCGGGGGCGGGUCCCUGUGCUGCUGACGUCCAGAGCAGUGCUGGGAAGUAUAGGCUGUGUUGUCACGCCGGUGUCAGUCUGAUGAAGAUUGGCAUCAGGUAAGCUGUCAUUCAUUUCCAUGUCAGAGACGCUUUUGCAGGCGGCGGUUGCUGCUGCUGCUGCGGGCGGCUGCCUCAGAGCGCGUGUGUUUUAUUCCAGUCCCCAAGCCAGAGUAUUAUUCAUUGCGACAGGGCAAGGAGGAGAGAGGGGAGAGAGGGAGGAAGCAGGGAGGAGAGAGCGAGGCAAGCAGUAGGGAGGAGGGAAGCAGGGAGCGGAGAAGGGAGAGACAAGGAGAGCGUGGAGAGAGGAGAAAAGCAGGGGGAAGGACUGAAACGAGCCAGACAACGCGGAACCGUGGCGAGGCUGCGGGGGAAGGAGGUGGCUAGGAACCGCGCUCUCUGCACCGUGCAUCGGGCCGGGCUAAGCUCUCUUUUGGGGCGCCGCAGCAGCCGCUACUGCCUCAAUCUCGGCUGCUCGGGGCCCCUUGCCCCCCGUAUGCAUUGUCCCAGGGUUCGAGAAGCCUGGCGGGGUGAUGUGUGUAUGGCUGGGUCCUGAGGCUGUCUAUCUUCUAUGUUGCUUGCCAGAAAAGAGGCCCUGAACUGCAUUUUGGCUUUGGUGGAAAAAAAGGAUUUCCAGCUCAGCUGGAAGUAAGGAGAGGAGUAACACUCCUGUGGACAGUCCCAGAGGCAGCCUGGGAGCACCACAAGCAGUCCUCGAUGUGAAUCAAUCCCAUGAUGCAACAUGCCUCCCCAGCCCCAGCUCUGACAAUGAUGGCCACGCAGAAUGUCCCCCCGCCACCUUACCAGGACACCCCACAGAUGACGGCAACCACCCAGCCACCCACCAAGGCUCAGGCCGUCCAUAUCUCAGCGCCUUCAGCUGCUGCCAGCACCCCGGUUCCCAGUGCCCCCAUUGACCCCCAGGCUCAGCUGGAGGCUGACAAGCGUGCUGUGUAUAGGCACCCUCUCUUCCCACUCCUGACGCUGCUGUUUGAGAAGUGUGAACAGGCCACCCAGGGCUCUGAGUGCAUCACCUCAGCCAGCUUUGAUGUGGACAUCGAGAACUUCGUUCAUCAGCAAGAGCAGGAGCAUAAGCCUUUCUUCAGUGAUGACCCGGAACUGGACAACCUGAUGGUGAAAGCAAUCCAGGUUCUGAGAAUCCACCUGCUGGAGUUGGAGAAAGUGAAUGAACUCUGCAAGGACUUUUGUAAUCGUUAUAUCACCUGCCUCAAGACUAAGAUGCACAGUGACAACCUGCUCAGGAACGACCUUGGAGGUCCCUAUUCCCCCAACCAACCCUCCAUAAACCUGCACCCCCAGGACCUCCUGCAGAAUUCCCCCAACUCCAUGACAGGAGUCUCCAAUAACCCCCAAGGCAUUGUAGUCCCAGCCUCAGCACUCCAGCAAGGCAACAUUGCCAUGACAACAGUCAAUUCACAAGUUGUUUCAGGUGGAGCCUUGUACCAGCCAGUUACUAUGGUAACCUCCCAGGGUCAGGUGGUCACCCAAGCAAUCCCCCAGGGAGCUAUCCAGAUCCAAAAUACACAGGUUAACCUUGACCUCACCUCCCUCCUGGACAACGAGGAUAAGAAGUCCAAGAACAAAAGGGGAGUCCUACCCAAGCACGCUACCAACAUAAUGCGUUCCUGGCUCUUCCAGCACCUCAUGCAUCCCUAUCCCACAGAGGAUGAGAAGAGGCAGAUUGCAGCCCAGACGAACCUCACCCUCUUACAAGUCAAUAACUGGUUCAUCAAUGCCCGAAGGCGUAUCCUGCAACCCAUGCUUGAUGCCAGCAACCCAGACCCUGCCCCCAAAGCCAAGAAGAUCAAGUCUCAGCACCGGCCCACCCAAAGAUUCUGGCCCAACUCAAUUGCUGCCGGUGUGCUGCAGCAGCAGGGGGGGCCUCCAGGUACAAAUCCUGAUGGCUCUAUCAACUUGGACAAUCUGCAGUCCCUGUCCUCAGACAAUGCCACCAUGGCCAUGCAGCAGGCAAUGAUGGCAGCACAUGAAGAUUCAUUGGAUGGGACGGAGGAAGAGGAUGAAGAUGAAAUGGAGGAAGAGGAGGAGGAGGAGGAGCUGGAGGAGGAGACUGAUGAGCUACAGACAACGAAUGUCAGUGACCUGGGCUUGGAACACAGUGACUCUUUGGAGUAGCCAAGGGGGCUAGUUGGCGCUGAUUCCCCCACUGGGGCAAGGGCAUGGGGAGGGAAGGAACAGGUGGGCAGCCCCCUGCAGAAAGUGUGGUCCUCACCUCCCAGAAUCAGCAGCCUGAGCAAUUGCAGACAAGUUCCCCUGCCCCUGCCCAGCCAGCAAGCUUCAAAAAGAUCCUAGCCCCCCUUCCCCAGAACUGUAGAGGACUCCAUUUGGAAAAUACCAGUCCAGCAAGCCAAGGGAGUGGACCUGGAUGGAGCCUUGGCAAUUGGGGGGCACUUACAGACUCCUUGACUGAAGUGAAGGACUCAUGUUUACAGGCCCUGGACCCAGGGACUGCUUUGGGUUUUUUUUUUCUGUUCUCUCCCUGUGCAGUUUAUGGGAUGGGCCAUUCCCAGAAAGGAAUUGGGGAGGGGGGUGGUAACAGAGAGACUGAAGGGUAUUUGGACUCUAUACCAAGGAUGUUUUGACUCCCCUGAGGUCAGGAGAGACCAAUGGCAUUAGCCCAAGGGGUUAGAAUUGAGGGGAGGUGGGAGCUUAAAUUGGAAAUUACAAAGCAUUCAACUCAGAAUUGGACAGACAAAUGGGAUUUGGGAUAGCUUCCCCCAGGGGUUCCAUCCCUGUGUGAGUGCAGACUCUGGCCCAGGACUCACCCACUGGGGACUCACCUACUCUACUGAAAACAGCUGUAUAUAAGUAAAAGACAGGUUCAGAUUAUGGAAGGAAAAACAACAUUUCCUUUGGCUUGGAUUAGUUCUAGGACAACAGCAGUGAGCAAAACCCAGGCCAGGGUCCACAAGAAGAUAAGAAGGUAGGGUACAUGACCAUUUCCACCUGGGCUCAGAAGACUGCAGAUCCAACAGAAACAUGGGGGUCUCAGAUAACCACCUGGUGCUUAGUUGGUCAAUUUCUUAAGUGCUCCAACUCUAUAUGGACCUGCAUGGGGUGGGGUGAGCUUGAUUUGGAUUUUGUCCAUACCCUCCACUCAGCCCAAGACAUCGUUGGCUAGCUCACUGUAAGAAGGGCCCCCUCCAUAGGCUGGCCCAACCUGAUCAGGCUUGUCACCCUUACUUAACACCCCAUGAAAGCAGAAGGAUCUGUUUGAAGGAGGAGCCGGAGGCCAGAGAAGAUGCUGUCUGUCCCCUCUUGUCUCCAGGCUUAUUGAGAGAUAAGAGAAAAGGGAGCCAUAACCUUGCUCCUUCCACCUCCCCAUACCUACCAAAAAUAUACGUCCCACUUGGAGAUGCUGGGGCUCUCAGGAGGAGGACAGGUUCUGCUCACCUCCCCAUUCUCUCCCCUGCUCCUCACACCCUCCCUCCUGGUCUCCAGGCCUGUGAGUGUGGCCCUCUCCUUCUCCUCCUUGUUACCCCCAUGGCUGUGAAUGGCAGAACUGAACAUAACGUGUGUUUUCCAUGGGAUUUAAUUUAAUGGACUUGCAAUUACAUUUGUAAAUUGUGCAUUAGGACAUCUUCAGCAGCAGGAUGUGGGUGGCUGUGUUGUUGCUCAGCCUGAGGAGAACCUUGGGCCUUUAGCUUCCCCCACACAUACACUUUUGGGGGGGGGCGGAUUGGUAGGACGGUCAGUCACUUCCCUGAGACCGCCCUGAAAUGAAUGUAUUUCUCCCCCAGAAGAGCUGAUAUUUAAUGUUUUAAUAGGGAUUUUUGAAAAACAAAUAACCUUAUUUAUAAUCUGGGUGAUCCAAACAAUCUUUUUUUACUCCCUUUUGAUGCCAUAGGUAGAGAAAGUCUAGCUUUUUUGGAGUGAGACUUUUGCAAUGUGCAGUGGGAUAAAAUACAUUUCUUUUUCUGGUUCAUAUUCCUUGUUAAACACACACACCACACAUACACACACACAUACAUACAUACAUACAUACAUACAUACAUACAUACAUACAUACAUACAUACACAUACCCUCCCAUCAACAACAUGACCCGACACUCCCACCCUUCUCUUACAUACACAUAGCCCCAACCCUGCCCCUCUUCCCACUCCCUGCCUAAUGUUAUGCAACCCUCUUCUGAUGUAUCCACCAAACAAAUACUGGACAUGAAGGCGGAGUUUUCAGUAAAUCUUAAUACCUAUCUUAA